Molecule: messenger RNA, 510 nt
Organism: Dentiscutata heterogama
Lineage: Eukaryota; Fungi; Glomeromycota; Glomeromycetes; Diversisporales; Gigasporaceae
Source: the annotation of a GenBank genome assembly
AUGUUACCGGUACCGACAAAUAUAAUCCAUAUGCAAAUGCAACAACCGCAACAACCUACACAACAGCCACCUCAGAGUCAGACUCAGCAGCCACCUCAGGGCCAACAGCCCUCCCAAACGCAACAACAACAGAAUCAGCAACAAAUGUUAUCCGCUCACCCGCAAGUUGACCAAAAUCAGAGGAACGGCAUGCAUAUAAAGAGAGAACAAAGAUUGCUGAAUGCUUACGUAUACGAUUUCUUAAAACGUAGUGGUGCUAUAGAAACAGCUAAAGCUUAUUUAAGAGAAGGUGAUUUCCAAGGCGUAGUGAAAAAUGACGGUACUGCAAAUUCAAUAAACGGAAAUGGAGGUUCAAGCUCUGAUAACGAUAAUACAUCGUUACCGGACGUCGAUGUUCCUGUACAAGCUCCUGAAGGUUUUUUAUAUGAAUGGUGGACUGUUUUUUGGGAUAUAUAUAGUGCAAAGUUAAAUCGUCCUGGAACUACUGAAGCUCAGCCAAAUGAGGAAUAG